AUGGACAAAUUACCUAUUGGAUAUAUAAAAGGAAAGGGAAAUGUAAUCAAUUCAUUUUACAUCAUCAGCCGUUAGAUAAAAAGGUUCCAAAAAAUAAAAAAUAUGACUAUGUCAAAUAAACUCUAAAUACAGGACCAACAGUUCGGGAUAUUGAGGUUAUUAGCAAUUAGACAAUAGCAAAAAAGAGAUCUGAGAUUUUCAAACGAAUAAAAUGUUCCACAGUAUUGAAACUUAUUAGUGUACUUAAUAUUUAAUUUUUAGGAAGAACCUGUAUAAGAAUCAAUACAUAAUAUAAUUGAUUAAUAAGAAUAAGAUCAAUUGAAAUAAUUUGAUACUUAGAGUUAAUAUAGUCAAAAAACAAGAUUUACUGAAGUCUCUUAAGUUUCUGCAAUUACUUUUGCAACUGAAUAACUUGGUCUUAGUGAUUAAUCUGAAUUUCUCCUUAUUGAUUUAAGAGAUCAAGACGAAUAUUAAAUGUAUCAUAUAAAAGAAGCUAUCAAUUUCCCUGCUCCAUAUCUCAGAUAAGAUAAGCUUACUCAAUAAAUUUAUAGAUUUGUAAGUUUUUAUCAUAAAAUCUAAUAAUAGAAAAAUUAAGAAGGCAAACUAAUUAUUAUCUAUCAUUUUGAUGAAAAGAAUGGUAUACCAUCAGCUACCCUCUUUGCAGAAAAAGGAUUUGAAAAUGUUUACCUUCUAAGUGGAGGAAUAGAAAAGUUUCUCUAAAAUUAUCCAGAGGGUGUCAUUGGAACUAAAGUACCUUCUAUUCCAAAACCAGAAUGUAAUCUUUAAUAUAAAUAAGUUAUUCAGAAAAUCCAAACAAAAUUAUUAAGAGGUCAAAUUAUUUGGAAAGCGAAUCUUAAAUAAAUAAAUCAGAAAAAGCUAUUAGUGAUACAAAAUCAUAAAUUAGCUAAAAAUCAAAAAUUACUCGAUAAUCAAGUACUUAAAAAUAACAAUAAUAAUAACAAUAGCAAUAGAAUUCAUAGUUCAUAGAUAAAUGAUUUUUAUUAAUAAAUUAAUUAUGUAGUAAUUAUAAGAAUCUCAUUCUUAAUCAGAUUUUAAGCUCCCUUCUAUAGAUAUUCAUACUACUCAUCGACUUCCUAUUAAAAUGAAUCCUAGUUAUAGAUUAAAAUACACAAAUCCAAUAAGAGUUCAAUAUCUAAGAUUUUUAGAUCGAAGAAGUUUGGAUGAAAAAUUAAAUGAACCAUUUUGUCUAGAAAAAUUCGCUAAAAUAAACAAUUACUCAUAUGAAAAGAGUUAUGAAUAGUAAGCCAAUCUAUCUUAAAAUUUUAAGUCAAUAACAAUCUAGAAAACCAUAGAAAAAAACUUAACCAUUAUAAAAAUAAGUAUAUCGUAAACCAACAAUGAGAUAUUUCAAUCCAGAAGACUCAGAAGUACGUUAAGAUGAUAUGGAUUUAAUUUUAAAUCCAAAAUCCAAUAAACAUGUAACUUCUAAUAGCAAAGUCUUUAUUUCUGAAUGAAUUUGCU
This is a messenger RNA of Paramecium sonneborni, 1482 nucleotides long. NCBI's taxonomy places the organism in Eukaryota, Ciliophora, Oligohymenophorea, Peniculida, Parameciidae. The record is from the annotation of a GenBank genome assembly.